Molecule: messenger RNA, 2110 nt
Organism: Phaedon cochleariae (mustard beetle)
Lineage: Eukaryota; Metazoa; Arthropoda; Insecta; Coleoptera; Chrysomelidae
Source: the annotation of a GenBank genome assembly
AUAUUUUGCAAAAAUAUUCGUAAAAUAUUGUGAUAUUUAAUUUAUAAAUAGACGUUGCAAAAUAUAAUAGUAUCCCAAUGAAAGUCGAAAUGGAAGACAUGGACGACAGCACAAUAUGUGAUUCUGUAUCCUCUCUCGUGGAGGGGUGCAGACUCCCUGUGCAUAUGACAGGAACUAAUGAUUGGCCUUUAGCUGAAAUCAUUAGUAUCAAAGAGGUCCAUGGAGCCAAAUGUUACUAUGUACAUUAUGUUGACUUCAAUAAACGUUUGGAUGAAUGGAGAACAGAAGAAUCACUUGAUACAAGAAAAGUUCACUUUCCUAGAAAAGAUGUUGCUGGAGGCAGUAAUACAGGUGUAACCACUCCAAAAAAAAUAGGGAUUGGAGGAGGUGGUGGUCUAGGAGCUAUCAGUUUAGGUGGUGGAGGUUUUUCUAGGCCUUCAAGUCCAAUAAACAAUUCUGAACUAUUGAAUGGCAAUGCUGUUUUGGCAGCAGCACUACAGAAACGUAUCAACAGAAAAAGGAAAGGACCUUCCUUAGAUAAUGAAGAUUCACAGGAUGCUCCUAUGGCAGUACCAGGCCCAAGGCAGUCAGGCAGCAUGGUUUCACAUCAUGAUGAUAUUGUAACCAGAAUGAAAAAUAUAGAAUUGAUAGAAUUAGGAAAGCACAGGAUAAAACCCUGGUACUUUGCUCCCUACCCACAAGAAAUGGUUAACCUGGAAUGUAUUUACAUAUGUGAAUUCUGCCUGAAAUACAGGAAAAGCAGGAAAUGCUUAGAAAGGCACUUAGCCAAAUGUAACCUCAGACAUCCUCCUGGGAAUGAAAUCUAUAGAAAAGAACAUGUUUCUUUUUUUGAGAUAGAUGGCAGGAAAAACAAAGUAUAUGCUCAAAAUUUAUGUCUGCUAGCAAAACUUUUUCUUGACCACAAAACACUGUAUUAUGACACUGAUCCAUUUCUAUUCUAUGUUAUGACUGUGUUUGAUAAUAGGGGGUUUCAUAUAGUAGGAUUUUUUUCUAAAGAGAAGGAAUCCACAGAAGAUUAUAAUGUUGCAUGUAUUUUAACUAUGCCACCUUACCAAAGGAAGGGAUAUGGAAAACUUCUGAUAGAAUUUAGUUAUGAGUUAUCUAAAUUUGAGGGUAAAACUGGAUCACCAGAAAAACCAUUAUCUGAUCUAGGGCUUCUGUCAUACAGGAGUUAUUGGGCUCAAACCAUUUUGGAAAUAUUACUUUCCAUGAAACCAGUUGGAGAAAAUGAAAAACCACAGAUAACAAUCAAUGAAAUUUGUGAACUUACAAGCAUAAAAAAGGAAGAUGUAAUUUCAACCUUACAAAACCUAAACCUAAUCAAUUACUACAAAGGGCAGUACAUUGUAACACUUACUAAAGAAACUACAGUAGGUCAUCACAGAGCUAUGGAAAGCAGAAAAAUCAGGAUAGACCCAAAAUGUUUGCACUGGACCCCAAAAGAUUGGGGAAAGAGAGCAAAGUGCCUUGUUCCUGUCCUUCCAAAUAUCCUAAAUUUCCAGAACUGAUAACAUAAACUAAUCAAUGCAAUGAAUGUGAUGUAUUUUAAUUUGUAAGUGAAAUAAAUGCAUUUUUGACUAGUUGGUCUUUCAAGUUGAAUUAUCUGGAACCAUAUAUGUAAUAGAAAUAUGAGACCCCAGACAUCAAGGUAGCCUGGAAUAGGUAUUAAAAUAGUUCAAAGUUAAGUUCUAAUCUGCAUCUUCUUCACUGAUCUGUAUUCCUGAAAGAUCAUCACUAUUCUCCUCAGUGUGCUCUUGCUUAUCAUUUAUUAUUCCCCCUGAAAACAGCUUACUUUCCCAAGCCAAUAAAGUUUUAGUGUUAGGUGCCGGAAGUUUGAAACGAAUUUGGAAGUUCCUCUUGAUAGUAUCUAGGGUUUGCAAGUUGAUAUCUCUUUCAUGCAUCCAAACAGCUGCAACAAUUUUCAUUUCAUUACUGUAAUGAGUGGGGCCAGAAAAUUGGCUUUCAUGGAGUUUGCUUCUGUCCGUUUCUCUGUCCAUAGCUUCCUGCUUUAUCAGAUCAUUCUUAUUUCUAAAAUCUCACUUCUUUCUCAAUGAACUGUAUAUAGAUUUUGUGGUCAUUGUUCUUUCUU